Messenger RNA from Ctenocephalides felis (cat flea), 705 nucleotides. Its product is annotated as clusterin-associated protein 1 homolog. The record is from RefSeq and is a predicted model, not a curated record. Gene Ontology annotation, biological process: cilium assembly. Gene Ontology annotation, cellular component: centrosome; cilium; intraciliary transport particle B. The transcript is spliced from 6 exons. The coding region runs from base 1 to 705 and encodes 234 amino acids. Lineage: Eukaryota; Metazoa; Arthropoda; Insecta; Siphonaptera; Pulicidae.
AUGUCUUACAGAGAAAUCAGAGAUUUUUCCGAGCACCUCCGAAUCUUGGAUUACCCACAUUCGACGACAUUGCCAACUGUCAACAAUGGCGGCUUCUCAGCAUUGGCGGUGCUGCUGCAAUGGUUAGCCGGUAGAGUGGAAACUGGCGCAAGUAUCGCAGGAGACGCCACUCAGGAAUCAGGACGGGUGCAACUUAUCAGAUCGGCGGUGGAAUUCAUGGCUGUGAAGGCUGGAAUUAAAUUGAAUCCAAGAAGAUUAUAUGGUUGUGGAGGAGGUGCAGCAAAAGAGUUACUGAAGGUAACGACAAUGCUUGUAUCUGCUCCAAAAACUGAAGAAGAUCCUUACUCAGACAACACGUCAUCUUUAGAUAUGGAUCUUAUGGAUAAGGUUGAAGAACUUAGAACAGCAAGAUCACUAUCAUCAGAACUCACAAAUCGAGGAGCAACACUGUAUGAUUUACUUGAAAAGGAAAAAAAUAACAAGGAUUUACGUAUCCAACAUUCAACAAGAGUCCUGGAACUGCCUGUGGUUGAGGCAGGUCUAAAAGCUGCUGUUAAUCAACUGAAAGAACAAUUGGACGACAAUCAAAAUGCCCUGGCAAAGGCAAAAGCUGAUAGUGAGAGUCUUGCGAAUAAAAUCCAACGCAAAGAAACAGAAUGCAAUCGAGCCAAUCAGCGUUUGGCAACUUUGAGCAAAGUCAGGUAA